CGCUGGUGUCCGCGCGCUCAGUCAAUGAGCACCGAGACAGGAGGAGUGUCCGACUGUUUACAUCUCGUUUCGGGGGCCGAGAGAGCUUUUCCUCCAGCAUGAUGUCGGUGUGGAAUUAUCGCACUCUCAACCUUUGAGAAAUAAAGGCGGCCAGCGCAAAACAGUGACCCGGCGUUGAGUCAUGGGAGGCCAGAUAACCCGAAACGCCUUGUACGACUCUCUGGGUGGACCGUUCCCCUCAACAACUCACCGAUGCCAUCACAAACCCAAACGCUGUUUACCCUUGCAUCCAUGCGGAGGUGUCCCUGUGAGCCCCCUUCUCUUCCACCCCAAUGCUAAAGGCUCCCAGAUAGUCAUGGAUCUAGCACAAAGGAGCGUCAAACGGCAGGCCAGCUUCUGCAACGGCAUCACGUUCAGCAACCGACCCAUUGCUCUUUAUGAGCAGGUCCGCUUAAAGAUAACUAAAAAGCAAUGCUGCUGGAGUGGCGCUCUCCGCCUGGGCUUUACUUCUAAGGACCCAUCUCGAAUCAAUCCCGACAGCCUGCCCAAAUACGCCUGCCCUGACCUGGUAUCCCAGAGUGGAUUCUGGGCCAAGGCUCUGCCAGAAGAGUUUGCAAAUGAAGGAAACCUCAUUUCCUUCUGGGUGGAUAAGAAAGGGAGAGUAUUUUAUCGCAUCAACGAUUCCAGCCCCAUGCUGUUCUUCAGUGGCGUUCGGACCACAGAGCCACUGUGGGCCCUCAUCGAUGUCUACGGUCUGACCAGAGGAGUGCAACUGCUGGACAGUGAAGUCGUCCCUCCAGAUCUUCUCCGCCCACGAUCCUUCACCACAGUACGUGGAUCCACCUCGUUACGACGUGAAGCAGACACCUCCCGCCUGUCCGUCAGUCUUUGCGAUCUUAACCUGCAACAAGAUGAUACCAGACUUCGGCUCCCCCCUGCCCCCGUCGCCUGUCCCAUUCCUCAAAACUCCAUGAACUCUCAGCAGUCAUCACUGCUUCCUCACACCUUGGAAUGUGACCUACGUUUCCACCAGCUCCGAGGUGCCCACAUCAAAACCCUUAACGAACAGACCGUGACCCGAUCCGAAAAUAACCGUGAAGAACGCACGCUGGUCUUCACAGAUCGCCCACUGCGAAUUGGCGAAACCAUCUUCAUUAAAGUCAUUAAGUCCAGCCCUGCUCGAUCUGGGUCUCUCUCAUAUGGUGUGACGUCAUGUGACCCAGCAGUGCUUCGCCCUAGUGACCUCCCUUACAAUCCUGAGGCGCUGGUGGACCGUAAAGAAUUUUGGGCUGUGUGCAGGGUGCCAACUGCUUUGCAGAGUGGCGAUAUCCUGGGUUUCCUGGUCACACAGGAAGGGGAAGUCGUUCUGAGUCAUAAUGGCAACAAUGUGGGUAUGCAGGUGUGUGUGGACAACUCUCGACCACUCUGGAUGUUCUUUGGACUGCAUGGUGCUAUCACACAGCUAAGGAUUCUAGGCUCCACUUUCUUGGGUGAUGCUCGUGAUCCAUCCAGCCCUGGCUCGCCCUCUGCCUCGCCCCUCUCGCCCUCAGGCCUGUGCGGUGGAAGCCCAGAGCCCAGUCUCAAUGAACGUGGCUGUUCUGCUGCCUUCUGCAGCUCUACUGAUGGAACCACACCCAACUCGCCCAUCAGUCUCCCCAAAUCUCCUACUUUCCCAUCUGCCUCAGGCUCAUGGCAGGACGAGUGUUCUAUCUGCUAUGAAAACACAGUGGACACGGUCAUCUACGCCUGCGGACACAUGUGUCUCUGCUACACCUGUGGCCUCCGCCUCAAAAAAAUGGCCAACGCUAGCUGUCCUAUCUGUAGGAGAGCUAUCAAAGACAUUAUAAAGACCUACCGGAGCACUUAGGGGGGCCCCCCUCACCCCCCAAACCUAAGUCUCAUAAGGGCCAUUAAGGAUCUCUAAUAGAUCUCUGUUUCAAGAGAGGGUUGGUGUCACAGUUCAGGGACUCACUCUGGCACUGCAUGGGUCUCCUUUCCCAUGGCGAUGACUUUUGAACCCUUGAACCUUCAAGGCUCAGGCAUCCAUUCACUAAAGUCUUUGUAUUUCAUGCUCAAGUCUCUGUUGCUAUGGUAACCAGUGAUAUUGCUGCUUUUUAGAAGCAUCUGGCUUUUCAACUGACAUAAGACAAAAAUCUUAAGACAGUAUCUCAUCAAAUUCAGGACAUUUCAAGUGGCAAAGGAGAUAUUCAAGGCUCCACAUCUCCCAUUUCUUCUACCUUCUCCGUGAGCCAUAAUAGACUCAUUCAUAGCAUAGCUGCAUAUCCUUUAAAGCUGGAAUCAUAUUCAAUAGGGGGUGUUACAGUCUAUUAUUUUUUCCUUCUGCUGUCCUCUCUAGUCAAACCAGCUAAGGCACUUUCACCAUUGAAAUUAAUAAAAAAACGUUGUCUCAGUGUUUCACAAUUUUUGUCUGUGCGGGGCUGAGACAGAGGCAGAAAGACAGAUUUAAAGGUACAGCGCUUUUCAUACCUCACCAUUCCAUGCUAGUUGUGUAACUGACAGCUUGCCCAUAUUAAAUGCUAUAAAGUGAGUUGAUCUGGAGGUCUUUGUGUAUUGAUGACUAUUUGAUCAUGUGUUUCGUGAUGGUAGGUAGCAGGUGAAGUCAGCUAAUGAGCCGCUAUAAUUUUGCUUAUGCGUGCGUUCAACAAGCAGGACAUUGUGGUGGAAUUAAAGAGAUAUAAUUUGUUAAAACAAUACACAGGCAUGAUUAACCAAUGAGUCAUGGGACAGAUACACAUCUAUUCAGUUAUAUAACAACUCAUUUAAAGAACAUUAAUAUUGGAUAUCUUAAUUGAUCCAAUGUAAUCGCCACAGAGAACUGCGAGCACCUCAUCUCACGACCCUAAAACAUGUUGGCCUAAUCAAACCUUGAUUUACUGUGAACUUGUUCUCGAUUGGAACAUGCACACUCUGGGUUUUCUGCAAAAGCAAUUGCAAUGUUGCCAUGGAGAGCAAAAUCUAGGAAGAAGGAAAACAGCCCUGAAGCAUUAACCAGUGAAAGAGUCAUUUGUGGUGAGAGGAUAUUUGAUUUGCCCGGUUAAUCCAUAUUUUCCCCAGCCCCCAACUGCAAACAGUUUCUGUAGGCCAAAAAUAGUGUGAAUGGGGAUAAUAGCAAGCACAGGCCACUGAUGAAAUAGCAAAUUGAUUACAACGGAAUAUGUUUUGUGCUCAGUGUUCCUGCUGGCUUUGAGACUGAAAAAAGCAGGGUCAAAAAGAUGAUCGAUUUCUUUUUGACACCCCCAAAGCCAAAUUCAUGUUAAAAGUAGCAUUUGACAGCAGACUUCUCUUUUGAAGCUUUACAACUGCACCCAAACAGCUUCUGAAGGUUAUUUAAGGACAAUUAAGGGAUAGAAAGUCUUGCUGCUGUACCAAUGGCCACUGAAAGGUGAACUACAGUACAUCCCUUAUCUCGCUGAGAGAUUGAUGAAGUUAAUUCAGUUUUAUAUUGUAGAGGUGAAAUGCAUAUAAAUGUCAAGAAAGAAAUAAGAAAUUGCAUUUUGAUGUCAAGACAAUGAAAUAUUUAACAUUUGCAUUUACAGUAUUCACGACAAUUAAGCAAAUAUUCCCUCUUAAUAAAGAAAUAAUAAUUAAUUAAAAUGCGGUGCAUAGUCUGCACAGUGAAAAAUAAUAAUAAUGGUAUAUAGCCAAACUUUUAUUUAUUGUUUGUAUAUAGAGUAUGUGUAGUACCUUUAAUUUAAACAGAUACAAUCAUGACAAUCUAUAAUGAAAAUCACCCAAAAAAUUGAAAGCAAAGAAUGUGUGGGAAAUAUGCUCAAUUGUGCGUUUGUGUCUUUUUUCAUUGUCUUUGAUAAUAAAAACAAUCUUGAAAUAUGACAUGACCAUGUUUUAAGGAGAUUGGUGAGGUCAGAUCUAGGUGUGACGGAUCAUUUGCAUUCAGGUCAGCGGACUGCAGGAACAGGUUUGAUUUUUUGUGGUUCUAGAUCCACUAUAAAUGUCACUUCAAUAUCCCACACAAUCAUUAAUCAAUAUUUUUUUAGAACUCCAGAUCCCAUUUCACUAUUUAUGGCAAAAAAGCAAAAGAGUACACAACGAUGUGCAUCUGUGUGCGUGUGGAUGUUAGAGCAGCUCAAGAGUAAUAUCAGUGAACUACAAUGGACUUCUGGCUAAUAUAGUUCAUAACUAGCCAGUUAGCUUGUGUAAAGCAAUCGUGAUGACUGGCGCUUAAAUUCAUGCUGCUAUUAGUAUUAGCCAGCUCUUCAGGCAUUGUUAACACCGUAUCGAUGAAAUGUCCUGUCAGUCUUGACAGGAUAUUCUGUUAAGAGUUUUAAUCUAUUGUUUGAAGUGGUGAUUCACUUUUGAAUGUUAAUUUAUGUUAACUAGAAGAACCUAUUAGCAUAGCUGUAUCUGAGGUGUUGCUAUAGCGCUUUGUUUGUAUUAUUAUAAUUUUUUAUCCUCUUUGAAUUAUUGGACCGAAAUUACGAUUGUAUAAUUUGCUUGUCAGUCCUCUAUGGUUUAUAUGAAAGUGUAUUUCUUGAAUUUUGUGCUGGCUUUCUUGUACCCAACAAGCUGUGAGCAGUAAACCAAUCAGGGGCUUCGCAGUAAACAAUCAUAACCAUCUUUUUGUUGGGAGCAAGAUGAUAUAAAGAUUAUGUACACUCCCUUUGAUAUCAGGUGUUUUUGAUUUCAAUGGCUUUCAAUGGAUUUCAAUGGUGUCUAUUUAUGGUGUAAUCUUACUGAAGUUCUGGAAAUGUCCUAAAGGCCCGAUAUUUCUAUUGAGAGCGUUCGUUUUAAAGAUAAAAAAAAAAAAACUUUACAAACCUUUAAACACCUUUUGAAAAACAGCAUUUUUUUUAUUAAAAAGGGCAAUUAUUUCCAAAAUACAUGUUCGUCACUUUAAAAGAAUCAAUAUUCCCCCAAAUUAAUUUUUCUUUUCACCCCCGUUUUGUAUUUUGCACAAUUUAGGGUGUAAUAUAAGGGCGAUCUCUGUGUUUCUUUCACUUUUUCAAAUUUGACUGUCGUUUGUUUUGAAACAUUUUACCAGUUUUUGACAUCAUCUUUCUGUUGAUGUUUGGAAAAAAAAGAAAUGAAUCCUGUUUGAAUAAGUGUACUAAUCUUACCCCACAUUUCUCUUAUUUUAAAUGCUUCUAAUGAAAUUGCUAUAGAAUGGGAUCGUUUAUUUUACAUUCUGACUACUCCACCUUGUUUUUCUGAAGACCUUCAGUCCUUAUCGACGCACCACAGUUGGAUUUACUUUGAUUGUUGUCGACCCUGUAAUGUACUUCAUUUAUGUGCCGCGUGUAGAGUACGAAGUGUUGAAUCUGAAGUGUGUUGCAGAUUCUGUGGUAAAUGUUAUUAACCUUAUUUAGCUUCCUGUUUUGGAAUUAUUUUUAAACAAAGCUCUAGAUAUAGGCCGAACGAAAACAGCCAUAUUCGCACACUGGCCAAUAAUUUUGUUUGUUUCAGAAAAAACAAAAAUGAUGUUUUGCGAAAUAACCACAAAUGGGAUCAGGGAUUGCAUAAAUGAUCACCCCUACCUUAAAUAAUCUCAAUUUCAGUGUUGAUAAAAUCUGAAUAUUUUUUCAAUGGUGAUAAAAACAGAAGCUUUUUUUAUCUUAUUAUAUAUACUUGUUUUAAAAAAUGAUUGGAACUGCUUUUCUGUAUCCUAGUAAUUGUUGUGUGUUUCGUUCACUCAUUACCCAUUGGUGAACAGUGGGACCAAACUAAUAUUGAAUCAAAAAGGUAUGAUUCCUCUUUCCCAGGGUUCAUUCAAGGGCUGUGUUAAUUGAAUCAUUGAUUCAUAGAGUCCAUGAGGUCGGUAGUGAUUUAGUCACGAGAAAUGUCUCAACUUAUUGUGGCAUUCAGUUUUUGACUCAAACCCAUGUUCAGAUUUGUUUUCUUCUUAAAGUCUGUGAUCAGUUUAUGAAGCUUUGUUUUGUCUGAGUCAAAAAUGACUGUCAAUAAACUUUGCAGAUGCGUUUCAGCAA
This is a messenger RNA of Carassius gibelio (silver crucian carp), 5963 nucleotides long. It is a transcript of the gene neurl1aa, whose product is annotated as neuralized E3 ubiquitin protein ligase 1Aa. Gene Ontology annotation, biological process: negative regulation of Notch signaling pathway; nervous system development. The coding region runs from base 182 to 1867 and encodes 561 amino acids. Gene Ontology annotation, cellular component: plasma membrane; postsynaptic density. NCBI's taxonomy places the organism in Eukaryota, Metazoa, Chordata, Actinopteri, Cypriniformes, Cyprinidae. The transcript has 6 exons. The record is from RefSeq and is a predicted model, not a curated record. Gene Ontology annotation, molecular function: ubiquitin protein ligase activity.